CCCAAACUCGUCGCUGAUAACGCUGUUUCCGAUAAAAGUUCAGGAAACCGCCCACUAUCCAUCGCCAGCACCCCCACAAUCGUGCUCAAGCGCAAGAAUAACGCGAGUUAGCCCCCCAGAGUUGCCAAUCACGCCCCUCGUCACUCAACAUGUCCUCAUCCGAGGGAUUCGCCUCCUCUAGCGAUCAACUCGUGAUCGAUCCCGCUCACACAAAUCCGAGCGAGGAUUCUGCGGUCUUUGCGGCCCUCGCCAACGGUGUUGCGGAAGACGAUGGCCACUCCACGCUGCAGGCUGCCAUAGUAGCCUCUCUCACGGCUCAUCAGCACAAUGAUCCUCAAGGGCAAGUGACAUUCGGUGACGAACACUCCGAUCACCCUACGUUCGACCCUUACGCGUCUGCCAAUGCCCAAGCGGGUCCCUCUUCUCUUCCCGCGUCCGCCUCUACACCCACAGACGCGCCCGCUUCAUCAUCGAACGCGCCUCCUCCCCCUCCCGCAACGUCAGCCGGUAUCUCUACCAAUGCCGAAGGUCAUCUGGUCCACGACCCUCCCCCCGCAGGGCCUUGGCCCACUCGCGACGAAGCUCACGGCGCCGUCCGCGAAUACGCCCUUACCCACAAUUUCGAUGUCAACGUCACGCACUCUGACGUAUAUCGCCGCGUCCUCACCCUGGGGUGUGUCAAAGGCGGAACCUACAGAUGCACCCGAGGUCCGGCACACGAGCAAGUUAGGCAGAGAGGAAAGAGAACGGGCAAGACGGGGUGUAUGUGGAGGGUGACGCUGAGAGAUGAGGUCUUCAAGGCGAACGGGUCGCCGCAGGAAGGGCAGGAGGUUGAGGGAAGGUGGAACUUUUCUAGCUUGACGGACCUUGUCAACGAACACAACCACCCUCCGAUAACCCCUAGCGAGAACCCCAAGGCGCGACACCGUACGAUCACGCUCGAGAUCAAAGAGUUUGUGUACAUGGAGGUCGACCAGGGGACGCCAACGAGGCAGAUCUGGGGCAAGGUCCAGAAGGCAUUUCCGGAUUGUCUCGCGAAUUUGGUAGACAUCAAAAAUAUAGUGGGAAGGAGGAAGAAGGAUCUGCCGACGGUUUGAGCGGUUUACAUUCGCCUAUGGACUUGAUAGGAGUAGGAGGAUCAGGUUGGAUGUCUGUACUUAUGUAAUUGUGUUCAAAGCCAUUACGCAUACUGAUGUGGGUCAAUCAGGUAGCCAGAUAUGCAUGGCUGUCAAGUCACUAGUCAGUAUUGACCUCAUUCCUCGUAUGAAGCCAGUG
Cryptococcus amylolentus CBS 6039 is the source of this 1275-nucleotide messenger RNA. RefSeq lists its product as hypothetical. Bases 150 to 1097 code for a protein of 315 amino acids. The transcript is spliced from 2 exons. The record is from RefSeq and is a predicted model, not a curated record. Lineage: Eukaryota; Fungi; Basidiomycota; Tremellomycetes; Tremellales; Cryptococcaceae.